GUUGAUGGCAUUAACCAGCAGAAUUAGAAGUGAAGAAAUCGUGCAAACACCACUAUUGGGUAGAGCCAAGACUGGAAGAUAACAAAGAAGCUAGAAUCUGGGACCUAGUGUGAUAUUCUCUACUAGAGGACAGAAGCAGGAAGACCGAGGAACAAAGGCCAAGCUAUGAUAGCCACUGGUGGGGUGAUCACUGGCCUGGCGGCCCUGAAGAGACAAGACUCUGCCCGAUCCCAGCACCAUGUCAACCUUAGCCCCUCUCCUGCCGCGGAGGAGAAGAAACCGGUCAGGAGGCGGCCCCGGGCCGACGUUGUGGUUGUUCGUGGCAAAAUCCGGCUUUAUUCCCCAUCUGGUUUCUUCCUCAUUUUAGGAGUGCUUAUCUCCAUCAUAGGGAUAGCAAUGGCUGUCCUUGGAUAUUGGCCCCAAAAAGAACAUUUCAUCGAUGCUGAAACAACACUGUCAACAAAUGAAACUCAGGUCAUUCGGAACCAGGGUGGUGUGGUGGUUCGCUUCUUUGAGCAGCAUUUACAUUCAGAUAAAAUGAAAAUGCUGGGCCCCUUCACCAUGGGGAUCGGCAUUUUCAUCUUUAUCUGUGCAAAUGCCAUUCUGCAUGAGAACCGAGACAAGGAAACCAAAAUCAUACACAUGAGGGACAUCUACUCCACAGUCAUUGACAUCCACACGCUGAGAGUCAAGGAGCAGAAGCAUUUGAACGGCCUUUACUCUGGCUUGUUGGGGGAGCCAGAAGUGAAGCAGAACGGGAGCUCCUGCGCCUCAAGAUUGGCAGCAAACACGGUCACCUCCUUCUCAGGUUUGCGGGGCAGCUUCCGGAUGGAUAGCUCUGUGGAGGAGGAUGAACUCAUGCUCAAUGAAAGUAAGGGUUUGGGGCAUCUCGUACCCCCGCUGCUCUCUGACAGCUCUGUCUCGGUCUUCGGCCUUUAUCCACCUCCUUCCAAGACCACUGACGAUAAGACCAGUGGCUCUAAGAAAUGCGAGACCAAGUCCAUUGUGUCAUCGUCCAUCAGUGCUUUUACAUUGCCUGUGAUCAAACUUAAUAACUGUGUUAUCGAUGAGCCCAGUAUAGAUAACAUCACGGAGGAUGCUGAUAACCUCAAGAGCAGGUCGAGGAAUUUGUCGAUGGAUUCCCUUGUGGUCCCUCUACCCAACAUGGGCGAAUCCUUCCAGCCCGUCAGCAUGGGGCUCCCAAGGAAUAAUUCCAUUGGGGAGUCACUGUCCAGCCAGUACAAGUCCUCGGUGGCCCUCGGACCUGGGGCUGGACAGCUCUUGUCACCUGGAGCUGCUAGAAGACAGUUUGGAUCCAACACAUCCUUGCAUCUGCUCUCCUCACACUCCAAAUCCCUAGACUUAGAGAGGGGUCCCUCCACCCUAACUGUCCAGGCUGAACAGCGGAAACAUCCCAGUUGGCCUCGGCUUGAUCGGAGCAACAGCAAGGGAUACAUGAAACUGGAGAAUAAAGAAGACCCGAUGGAUAGGUUGCUUGUGCCCCAAGCAGCAAUCAAAAAAGAUUUUACCAAUAAGGAGAAGCUUCUGAUGAUUUCAAGAUCUCAUAAUAAUUUGAGCUUUGAACACGAUGAGUUUUUGAGUAACAACCUAAAGCGAGGAACUUCUGAAACAAGGUUUUAAUGUUUUAAACAAUGUCAUUUUCCAAGGCUAUAUAUUUUAAAACUAUUUUUACCAGUGCUUCCUUCUUAAAGCAUUGGCUAUAAGCUUUUUAAAACAAAUGUUCUCUGAUGUACUAGAACUGGCUGCUUAAUUCUGUAAUGGAGAUGGUUGUAUGUUGAGGCUAUAAUUUUGGGUUUUAUUUAUCUUUGGAAAGCAUGAUCUUUUUUUCAAAAUGAAUACAAAAUGUUUGUGUCCCAAUUAAAACUGUGCUUUACUUUUAAGUUCUUCCAUUGGUUGUCAUAUUCAGAGAAUGAAAGAUUUAGUAGGGUACCCAAGUGUGGAGUAGAGGUACCAAAUUCAGACCCAGCUCUCAGUACUAAAUAAUGUGAAUCGGCCAAAUUGGUUCAGUUCUAUGUGAGCUCAUUAAUAAGAACUGAGUAAGUUGGUUGUGACUAUUCCUAUGAGUUCUAGGUAGAUUCUAAUUUUCCAACAUCACUUUUGCUUCAGUUAUGUUUUCAUCAAGAAAUCAUUUAUUCAAGAGCCAUGGCUGAGAAUGCCAGAUGUACUUAAUGGA
This is a messenger RNA of Fukomys damarensis (Damara mole-rat), 2194 nucleotides long. RefSeq names its product transmembrane protein 200A (gene Tmem200a). The transcript is spliced from 2 exons. Lineage: Eukaryota; Metazoa; Chordata; Mammalia; Rodentia; Bathyergidae. Bases 166 to 1641 code for a protein of 491 amino acids. The record is from RefSeq and is a predicted model, not a curated record.